AUGUUCAGCCACGGGUUCCACUCGUCGAUAUUAAAAGACGACGACGACAAAAAGAUAAAGCGCGUCAUCCCCAAAGCUUCAAACAAGAUCAUUGAUCAAACCGUCGCUCGUUUAUACAUUGCCUACCCGGAUUCUUCGAAGUGGACAUUUACCGGCUUGAGCGGUGCUGUGUGCUUGGUCAACGAUUUGGUCGGAAACACGUUUUAUCUCAAGCUAGUGGACAUUGCCGGUUCUCAUGGUGUUUUAUGGGACCAGGAACUAUACAUUGAUUUCCAGUACAACCAAGACCGGACGUUCUUUCACUCAUUCGAGUUAGAAGAGUGUUUGGCAGGCUUGCUUUUCGAAGACAAGUCUGAAGCGGCUCAUUUCUACAAGCGGGUACAAAACAGGGCAAAGUACGCUUCCAAGGCGACCUUGAACAACCAUGCUGCUAUUCCCAAGUCGAAGGCGCAUGCCCCUCCGCCACCACCAGCUGCUCCCGGUCCUCGCGGCGAUGCUGAUGGAUCUCACCGCCGACGCAACCAAUUCCGCGGACAAACUUACUAUGACGGUGAGCCUCCAGUUGAAUGGCGCUCAUUGUAUGCUGAACUUAAUAGCCAAGGAAUUACGGAAGAUGUUAUUGCCGCAAACACUCAAUUCAUCAAAGAUUUCAUUAAGCAAAAGGGUGGGCCUUUGGUGGGCUUAGAGCCGCCGCUUCCUCGACGAUUCGAGCCCAAAGACGAUCUCCACUCUGCUGCUACUGCUAAUACAAAACGUGCACCCCCUCGCCCGCCUCCUCCGCCUUCUCAGCCACCAGCUGGUGCUAUGGAGCUGGGUGAUGGACCGGUUGACGACACCCCACCACCACCUUUCUCUGCACCCACUCAUGUUCCGGUCCCUUCAGAGAGUUCUUCAUCGCCUGAACCAAUGCCAACUCCAUCCAAGCCCAUGCAUUCUCCUCAUAUUCUUAUGGCUCCCGCUCUUCCCAGGUCAUCAGUUAAUGCAUCUUCAGGGCCUCCUCCUCCGCCCUCACGUAGUGGACCACCACCUCCCCCAUCGAGAACACAACCUGAACUUCCAGCACGUAAUUCAGCAGCAGCUCCUCCGCCUCCUCCUCCCCGCCAAGCUCCAGGCCCAGGACUCACAAUGGCACCUCCGCCCGCUGCUGCUGCUCCAGCUGCUCCACCACACCCUGUAGGUACUGCAAGUGCUGCUCCAGCUGCUCCGCCACGCCCUGCUGGCGCUCCAGUUCUCCCUCCAGCCGCGCCUCCAAGGCCAUCGGACCCGGCACCAGCACCACAACCUGUGCCUGCCGCUCCACCCAGGCCAGAGACAACUUCACCACCAUCUUUACCGCCUAUGGCUUUAAGACCUCCGCAGCCAUCGGGAUCACCAGCUGCAUUGCCGUCGCCCUCUACUACAAGGCCUCCUGUUGCAUCACAAGCUCCUCCUGCAGGGCCUCCUAUGGCCCCAAGGCCUCCUCAAGCUGCGCCACAAAUUCAGUCACCUCCUCCGUCUGCUCCAACGCCUCCGCAGGCUCCCCCUCAGGCUCCCCCUCAGGCUCCUUCUCAGGCCUCUUUCCAGUCUCAGGCCCCACCGCCGCCGCCAAUGCCUGCUCAAUCUCCGUCGCCGGUCGUGCCUGCUCAGUCUCAGGCACCCCCGCACGCGCCCCCAAUGCCAGCUCAGGCUCCUCCACAGGCCCAAGCUCCUCCUCCGCCGCCAAUGCCCGGUCAAGCUCCUCCACAGGCCCAAGCUCCUCCCCCUCCGCCGAUGCCAGCUCAAGCUUCUCCAUACACCCAGACACCACCCGCACCACCACCAGCUUCUCCUAUGGCACCACCUGCUACGGCUGCGCCACCUCCGCCCGGACCUCCUCCCAUGGCGGCUCCAUCACUUCCUGGCGGUGUGCCGCCUCCGCCCGGACCUCCUCCCAUGGCGGCUCCAUCACUUCCUGGUGUGCCUCCUCCCCCAGGCCCUCCCCCGGCUGGUGCACCGGCUGGUGUGCCCGAUGCUGGCCGAUCUGCGCUCCUUGCUUCAAUCCAGCAUUCUAGUAUUGGACAAUUGCGUAAAAUCGACAAACAACAUUUGGACAAACCCUCGGUUAUUCUCCAGGAAGCCAAAGGUGACGUUCCCAAAGCUCCGCCAGUCGGUGCUCAGGGUAAUGCGUCAAUGGCAUCAGCACUCGCGGCUGCUUUAAGUGCUAGAAAAGGUAAAGUCACAGGCUCCGAUAACGAAGAAAGCGACGAGGAAUGGGAUUAA
Wickerhamiella sorbophila is the source of this 2238-nucleotide messenger RNA. Its product is annotated as Proline-rich protein LAS17. NCBI's taxonomy places the organism in Eukaryota, Fungi, Ascomycota, Dipodascomycetes, Dipodascales, Trichomonascaceae. Bases 1 to 2238 code for a protein of 745 amino acids. The transcript has a single exon. The record is from RefSeq and is a predicted model, not a curated record. Gene Ontology annotation, molecular function: actin binding.